AGAGUGUAAGUUCAAAUGCUAUUUGUUUAAUUUGCUCAGUAUGUAUUUGUUGAAUUGUACUGCUUUUAUAUUAGCCUAUAAGUUAAUUUUCCCCCAAAUCAGUUGGAUUUUUAUUGGCAUAUUAGUUACACACUUAACUGUCAUUCUUUUAAAUGCAUGGGUGUCAUCUGGUAAUAAAGGUGGGGAUACUCUUUGCUUCUUUGAAAAAGAAAUAUGGCUAUUGACAGACCCAAGCAGUUCUUGACAUUGCAUUUUUGGUGAAGAUGUGGAAUGAGUCUGGAAUGAAGACUGAAAUUGGGCAAAAACAAUAUUACUGCCCAAAUUAUUUUUAUUUUUACAAGAAAAGCAACUCUAAUUAGUUAAUCAAGGAGCAAUACGGGUCAUCUCUAUGCAUGGGGAAAUGAAACAGUUUUGGAUUGAAUAAUAUUUGACCUAUUGUCUAUGUUGCAUUUGUGCAGAAAGGUUAAUUCAACAACUUUUAGCAAACAUUUAUUAUUCUUGUUAUGUUCCAGAUACAGAAAUGAGGGUUGUAGAAUGAAACACAUAGCCUCUUCCCUCAAAAUUCUUAAAGUUUUGUGGGCAAAAUAGUACAUAAAUAUUUCCUGUGUUAGACGUGUUUUUUAACAAUACCUGUCAAACUCCUAUUGUACUUUCAAAACCCAAAUCAGAUGAUGCCGCCUUAGGGAGACCUAUCCUAAAAGCCCAACUGAUAGAGCUAUUUAACAGAUUACUUUUCUGUGUUCUCUAUGUACAUUGUAUCAUCUGUAAUCUGAAGUAUUUGUUGCCCUGGAUAUCUUUUGGUAGACUGAACUCCUUGAAGGUGUGUAUUAUAUUUCUUUUAUUUUUGCACCUGGAGUGUGUGGUACACAGUAGACUCUCAACAAAUGUUUGCUGCAUUGGAUCAAGUGACCGCAUAGUGGGAUGUGCUAUCAGGACAGUUUUGUGCCAUGCAUACUAUAAGGGCACAAAUGAAGGGCAUACAUUGUAGCUUGUGGGGCAAGGGUGGUUUCUGAGAGGAGGUAAUGUGUGAUUUGAUUUUUGAAGAACUGUAGGUGCAAAGUCAGUGGAGAUGGCAAAAAGGUUGGUCUUUGAUUUAUGUAAGUGAUCCAGUAUGACUAGGGCGUAGGAAGCUAGUAAGAGAAUGGUUGGAUAUAAUGCGGAGGGAGGCCGGGGCUAGAUCAUCUGGUACCCUCUAGUGCUUCCUUGUGCUUCUGGUACCCUGGGCUUAUAUCUAUCACAACAAUUACAUUGCUGAAUUGUAAUGAUCUAACUUCAUACUCUUUCCUAUUAGAUUGUAAAGUAUAUGAAAACCCUGGUGAAUACCCUUUUUAUUCAUAUUUGUAUCCCAACACCCAAGAGUGUCCUGAACAGAGAAGGUGCUAAAGAAAUGUCGAAUUUUAAUCUUUUAAUCCAGUUCUCAUGCUCUCAAACAAAGACAGCACUUUGGCAUCUUGGUCAGUGAUUACAGAAGAGCAAUGGAAAGCUGAAGGGCAGGAAGUCAGUCUGUCUUCCCAGUGAUUGAUUGGCAUUGAGUGAUUUUGGAGAAUUCAGACCAAGUGCUUGAUAGCUAUGGGUCAGUGCAUCAGCAGAUCUUUGGUUUGCAAUGGGGAUUCUGACUGUGAAGAGGACAGUGCUGAUGAAGACAGGUGUGAGGACUCAGAAAGCAGGCCUUCCUGUGACCUCGAUAAACCUCCUCCCAACAUAGAACUUACUGGACAGGGUUACAAUGCGCUCACAGGCCAGUUUAGGAACAAAGUCCUCAACACUAAAAGUUUUGGUGGUCAGUGCAGAAAGGUGUUUAGCGGGGAUGGGAGAGAUUUCUACAGACUGAGCGGAAAUAUCCUCUCCUAUACAUUCCAGGUGAAAAUAAAUAAUGAUUUUAAUUAUGAAUUUUACAAUAGUACCUGGUCUUAUGUAAAACAUACAUCAACAGAACAUUCAUCAUCUAGUCGAGGACGCUUCCUCUUUUUUAGUUCUUCAUCUUCUUCGUACAGUUACUCUGCAGGUACUGAAAAAAUCCUUAAGGAAAAGAGUUAUCAGUUGUUGGUUCUUCAGAACACUGUUGAAGUGGCUCAGUUUAUCAAUAACAAUCCGGACUUUUUACAACUUGCUGAGUCAUUCUGGAAGGAACUCUCCUACCUUCCGUCUCUGUAUGAUUACAGCGCCUAUCGAAGACUGAUCGACCAGUAUGGGACACAUUAUCUUCAGUCUGGGUCCUUAGGAGGAGAAUACAAAGUUAUCUUUUAUUUGGACUCAGAAAAAAUCAAACAAAGCGCUUUUGGUUCAGAGAAGAAGAAGAAAUGUGCUUCCUCACAUAUCAAGUUUUUGUUUAAAUCAUCAGAGCACGCAUGCAAGGAGAUGGAAGAGGCCUUAAAAUCGGCUGCAGGAACUCAGGGCAAUGUGUUACGAGGGGUCCCAUUUGUCAGAGGGGGACGUCCUGGCUUUGUGUCUGGCCUUAGUUACCUGGAACUGGACAACCCUGCUGGAAACAAAUGGAGAUAUUCUCUCUGGGCAGGAUCUGUGACUGAACUUCCGCAAAUCAUAAAACAAAAGCUGACACCUUUGUAUGAGCUGGUAAAGGAAGUACCCUGUGCCUCUGUGAAAAGGCUAUACCUGAAACGGGCCAUUGAGGAAUAUCUCGAUGAAUUUGACCCCUGUCAUUGCCGGCCUUGUCAAAAUGGUGGCAUGGCCACUGUGAAGGGGACCCAGUGUGAGUGCCAUUGCAAACCAUACACGUUUGGUGUGGCGUGUGAACAAGGAGCCCUCGUAGGGGAUCAAGCAGGAGGGGUUGAUGGAGGGUGGAGCUGCUGGUCCUCUUGGGGCCCCUGCGUUCAAGGGAAGAAAACAAGGAGCCGAGAAUGCAAUAACCCACCUCCCAGUGAGGGUGGGAAAUCCUGCAUUGGAGAAACGUCAGAAACCAGACAAUGCGAAGACCAGGAGUUGGAGCAUUUGCGAAUGCUUGAACCACAUUGUUUUCCUUUGCCUUUGGUUCCAACAGAAUUCUGUCCAUCACCUCCUGCCUUGAAAGACGGAUAUGUUCAAGAUGAAGGUGCCAUGUUUCCUGUUGGGAAAAACAUAGUGUAUACUUGCAAUGAAGGAUACUCUCUUGUUGGAGACCCUGUUGCCAGAUGUGGAGAAAAUUUACAGUGGCUUGUUGGGAAAAUGCAUUGUCAGAAAAUUGCCUGCGUUCUACCUGCACUGAUGGAUGGCAUACAGAGUCAUCCCCACAAACCUUUCUACACCGUUGGUGAGAAGGUGACCUUUUCCUGUUCAGGUGGCAGGUCCUUAGAAGGUCCUUCGACAUUUCUCUGCGGAUCCAGCCUUAAGUGGAGCCCUGAGAUGAAGAACGUCCAGUGUGUGCAAAAAGAUGCCCCUUUGGCACCGGAAGUGCCUGAAUGUCAGCGCUGGGAGAAACUGCAGAAUUCAAGAUGUGUUUGUAAAAUGCCUUAUGAAUGUGGAUCCUCCUUGGAUGUGUGUGCUCGAGAUGAGAGAAGCAAAAGGAUACUGCCUCUGACAGUUUGCAAGAUUCAUGUUCUCCAAUGUCAGGGUAGAAAUUACACUGUUGCUGGUAGGGAGAGCUGUACUCUACCUGCCUCAGCUGAGAAAGCUUGCGGUGUGUGUCCACUAUGGGGAAAAUGUGACGCCCAGAGCAGCAAAUGUGUCUGCAGAGCCGCCUCGGAGUGCGAGGAAACAGGGUUCAGCGUCUGCGUGGAGGCGAAUGGCAGGGAGCGGACGAUGACAGAGUGUGAGGCCGGCGUCCUGAGGUGCCGAGGUCAGAGCAUCUCCGUCACCAGCAUCCGGCCCUGCGCCGCCGAAGCUCCGUAGCUCCCGGUGCCGGUGGGCCUGCUCGCAGCCCCGUGGCCGAGUUAAAACCUUUGCACGCCCGGCCCUGUAGACAGCUUCUCAGCACGCGGCCCAUUCUUUCUCCUUCCACUCCGGGUCCACUUCUCCCAAUCCCCAGGCCCUGCAUAAUUACACAAGCCUUUGUUCUCCCAAACCUGAAUCCAGAUCCUCUUUUUCUUCUCUUUUUAAAUGUCAGUCAGGCUGAAGGAUAUUGAUGAACCUUUGAAGGAGCUGUAUGUUCUUGGAAAAAUUGCUGACUUCUCUGGACCUUGACUUUUUUUUAAUCUGAAAAUUAGAGGGUUGGACUAGAGAAAUCUGAAUGCUCUAUGAUUCUUUUUAGUAUGAUUAAAAGAACCGACCAGAACACACCCUACAAAUUGAUUAUGAAAACAGAAAGAUUAGAGAGGCUGGCUUCGGCUCAGUGAAACUGAAUACAAAGGGGACCUUGAAUGGAAAAAGGCAGAUACAAUGAUUCCAUGCCAAGCACCACACCUAGAGAUCCCUAAUCUUGUCAGGAGGUUGAAUCACUGCUAUCAGAGUGGAAUCCAUCAUGUUACGGUCACAGGGGCACCUUCUACUUUCUUGUCUGAGAACAAGUAUUUACAAUUGAGGCUUCUCUCUGGAGCUUUUCUUGUGUUUUCCAAACACAAGACCUGUAAUUUGUCCCCCUCCUCCCCUUUCCUUUUGUAGGAAGCAUCAUUCAUGCCUGAGCUAUUGAGCGAUUGCAUAUUUGGGAGAAGUGUUCUCUAACGUGGAUACGUACUUAGAUUUUUCAGGGUGCUCUACAGGUAGAUCCAUCUGUUUAUUCCCUAUUCAUCUUUCAUCAAAACAAAAUAACAGCUGUAGUUGAUGAAAUGAGUGGGCUUCAAUGGAAUUUAAAAUAUGCUUUUAUAUACAAAUAAUAUCUCUGUAUUUUUCUGAUACAUUUCAAUGAAACUUUAGUUUAAAUGACAAUGAUUAAAAAACCCAUUAAAGAUACUAUACUU
Aethalodelphis obliquidens (Pacific white-sided dolphin) is the source of this 4829-nucleotide messenger RNA. RefSeq names its product complement C7 (gene C7). The transcript has 15 exons. Bases 1570 to 3825 code for a protein of 751 amino acids. Gene Ontology annotation, cellular component: membrane attack complex. The record is from RefSeq and is a predicted model, not a curated record. Gene Ontology annotation, biological process: complement activation. Gene Ontology annotation, molecular function: protein binding. NCBI's taxonomy places the organism in Eukaryota, Metazoa, Chordata, Mammalia, Artiodactyla, Delphinidae.